Molecule: messenger RNA, 1406 nt
Organism: Vigna radiata var. radiata (mung bean)
Lineage: Eukaryota; Viridiplantae; Streptophyta; Magnoliopsida; Fabales; Fabaceae
Product: DNA repair protein RAD51 homolog A
Exons: 9
Coding region: 165-1199 (344 amino acids)
Biological process (GO): DNA strand invasion; mitotic recombination-dependent replication fork processing; DNA recombinase assembly
Cellular component (GO): condensed nuclear chromosome
Molecular function (GO): ATP-dependent DNA damage sensor activity; single-stranded DNA binding; double-stranded DNA binding
Source: RefSeq, a predicted model, not a curated record
UGAGCUUGUGGUGUAAGCUUCUUCGGAUGGAAAGAUUUAUUUUGGCGCCUCUUUCAGUGUUCUUUUGAAUCCUCUCCUCAGUGACCCACUUCACCCAAUUUUCUAUCUUCCCUUCGGCCGAUCCCUUUGUUCUCAGACACUGAAUCUUUGACGGUCAGAAUCAAAUGUCGGCAACCAUGGAGCAGCAACACAACCAUAAAGCACCCCAACAACAAGAUGAAGCCGAAGAGAUACAACAUGGCCCUUUACCCGUUGAGCAACUUCAGGUGUCGGGCAUAGCCGCCACGGACGUUAAGAAGCUUAAAGACGCGGGCAUUUACACUGUUGAAUCCGUUUCUUAUACUCCUAGAAAAGACCUUUUGCAAAUCAAAGGUAUCAGUGAAGCUAAAGUCGACAAAAUCAUUGAAGCAGCUUCUAAGCUGGUGCCUAUGGGGUUUACCAGUGCUAGCGAGCUCCAUGCCCAGCGUGAUGCAAUCAUUCAGAUAACCACGGGAUCCAGAGAGCUUGACAAGAUAUUGGAAGGUGGAGUUGAGACCGGUUCUAUCACUGAGUUAUACGGUGAAUUUCGAUCUGGGAAGACUCAGUUGUGUCACACUCUUUGUGUCACUUGCCAAUUGCCACUAGACCAAGGUGGGGGAGAGGGUAAAGCUAUGUACAUAGAUGCUGAGGGCACAUUUAGACCUCAGCGACUCUUACAGAUAGCAGAUAGGUUUGGAUUGAAUGGCGCUGAUGUAUUGGAAAAUGUUGCUUAUGCUAGAGCAUACAACACAGAUCAUCAAUCACGGCUUCUGCUUGAAGCAGCUUCAAUGAUGGUGGAAACAAGGUUUGCUGUCAUGAUAGUAGAUAGUGCUACUGCCCUUUAUAGGACAGAUUUCUCGGGAAGAGGGGAGCUUUCAGCCCGUCAAAUGCAUCUAGCAAAGUUCCUGAGGAGCCUUCAAAAAUUGGCAGAUGAGUUUGGUGUAGCUGUUGUUAUAACAAAUCAAGUAGUUUCACAAGUAGACGGUUCUGCAGUCUUUGCUGGACCUCAAAUCAAACCUAUUGGAGGCAACAUCAUGGCUCAUGCUACAACAACUAGGCUAGCUCUCAGGAAAGGGAGAGGGGAAGAACGGAUCUGUAAAGUGAUAAGCUCUCCUUGCUUGGCUGAAGCUGAAGCAAGGUUUCAGAUUUGUGCCGAAGGAGUUUCAGAUGUUAAAGACUAAGUAAAUUGAGCAUGUAUGAAGUUUAUUUUUCCCCGCUUUGCUUGAUUUUUCUUUCUGUAAGGUAUAUAACAGUUGAUUUGUAUGUAUCUAGUGUCAAAUUUUGCAUAAUUUACAGUUUGGUGAUCGUCCAUUUCAUUUUAUCUGUGGUAAUGUGUUUGGUUUUUUAUGUCGAUAUUAAUAAAAUUGUAUUGUAGAGUUUAGUUGCAA